GUGACGUAUUUUUCUGAAAAAAUGUCGUUUCGCGAACGUUCUGAUCGGUGAACUAUAAAAGGCAGUGAUUCACAGGACGUAGCAGUCAACUUCCAAAUCAGCGCUUGAACGUUGUGUAAUAAAACAGAAUCAUAACUUGUUUGAUUGUGUAUAAAAAGAAUAGUACUAUCUAAAAAGGGAAUAUACGUUUUGAUAAACGUUGGAUAAACUAAUAAAGCACGAGAAAUAAAUAUGGGUCGAGACAACUUGUCGAUUGUGAGUUUAAACUCUGCCAGACGGGGAUUCGAGUCUCUGAAUGGAAGACAGAGGACACCUUAUCUGGAAAGGAUUCUUCAGAGCUCCAACCCAGACAUUUGCUUCCUACCAGGCGACGACAAAGCCAUCGGGCUGAAUGCAGUUGUCGGCUACCAGCAGUUCCUUGUGCCAUCAGCUGACGGCACGGUUCUACUAUACAACCACAAACGUAUGUCGAUGAAACAACCUGAGGUGAACAUUAACGCCAUUGGGCCAUUGCCAGGGCUGGACCUCGGCCAGAUGGUCUGUCCAGGCGUUGAGGUUUAUGCCCUCGAAGAAAAUCGAGUGGUGCGGGAGUUCUCAAUGAUUUCAUGGAAGUACACACUGUUUACGGAAUGCAGACUGCCUGAAAAGACAACCCUUGCAGAGAGCAUAAUUAUAUUUGCCCAGAGACUUGCAUGGAUGUCGCAGAAGCCGUUGCUGAUCGGAGGUGAGAUGCCAAUUGACCAUGGAACAUUGCAAAAUAUCGUCAAAAAGAUUUGCCACGACAACCAGGAGUUGUUUCUCGCGGACAUAAGUCCCGAAAUGAAGGAGAUUGGUUACUUGCCAAGUAACAUCAAAUCCUCACUAAGGAGCCUCCGUCACGUGUUUAUGAUGAAUGUAUUCCGCUGCGGAACCAGUUUCACCAAACCACAAGAGAUUGUUCAGACAUGGAACGCUGGACCUCCAAACGCAGACUGCUUCAUCGCAUCUAAGGCUCUUGAACUGACUGAGGCAAAGUUACUUGAUGUUGAGCCAGUGAGUGCGAGAAAGGUCGAGAUGUUAAAUCUUGAAAACACAUACUGUCAAUCAAAGACCGAGACUGAAGUGAAACAACCAACACAUCGACCCAGUUGCACAACAACACAACAGGGGUAUUACCCAACAUCCACAACCAUGACGGUUCCAGCACGCCCAGCAAAGCAUAGCGGCGGUUAGUGAAGAAGCACCCUUCGACUGGUCGAGUUUAACAUUUUGCAGUGUGUCCAUAUCAUAAGAUGUCACGGCUUCAAAGCAAUUGAACAACAUGCAUAGAAUAAGCGCAACAUGCGGCAUUGCAUCGAUGUAGAUCAAGCUUGAUCGUGUCAAUUUGUAUGGAUAAUGAACAGUAUCAAUAUAAGUUGUCUGUUAAGUGUGUCGCAGGCUGAGCAAAAUCGUAUGAACGUGUGCAUCGUGUUACAAAUACUUUGAAACCCAUGUAAUGGCAAAAACCUUUCAUUUAAUUUAUGCAAUAACACCGGUAUAUGUAUGGUUUGAACAUUUGUAUCAUACAAUGUGUAGAAUAUUUUUGUGCAAUUGAUUGAAAGCAUUUUAUAAAUAUUUAUCAACAUAAAUGUAGUUUGAAAAUUGUAAUGGUUUGAAAAAUGCGACUUCACAAUAGUGUUAAAUUCAUUUAGCUGGAGUCAUCUGCAAAACGUUAUCCUUAUUUCGUGGACUUUGACAAUAAUGUUAAGCUAUUUUGUUAUGUUCCAUGGUGACACGGAGAGCGUUAGAUAAUAGUCCCAAGGGAAAUCUGACUAAGGAUAUUGAGUUGGUAGAUUAGUUAGGCAAUCAGGUAUGCAUGCAUAUAAUAUGUGUUACUAUCGUGAUCUAUGACAAUAUUGCAAAGCUAUUUGGUUAUUUGCACAGGGAAACCGAGAGCAUUAACCAGGCGGAGAGCAUUAACCAGGCGGGUAAUAGUUUCAAGGGUAAUAUGACUAUGGCUAUUGAGUUGAUACAUUGGUAGGGAAAUCAUGCACUCAUGCAUAUAAAAUGUGUUCAUAAAGAAUGAGUCAUGAAAGGCCUGUGCGAUAAAUCAAUCUCAUAUUUGUGUGAGCGAAUAGAAUGCCAGUCAUGUUGAUGAUACGUCGAUUAUUUUAAUGAGCUAUCAGAUGACAUGGAUAAGAGGUAUUGUCAACACCAGGUUGUAUGUACAUAAUUUGAUAACAGUGUUACUGUUAAAUAUUGUUAGACUGAUUUAUUUAUGAUUGUUUUAUUGGAAAUGAAAUUAUAAAAUUUGAAAACUG
This is a messenger RNA of Dreissena polymorpha, 2279 nucleotides long. RefSeq lists its product as uncharacterized. The record is from RefSeq and is a predicted model, not a curated record. The coding region runs from base 232 to 1212 and encodes 326 amino acids. Lineage: Eukaryota; Metazoa; Mollusca; Bivalvia; Myida; Dreissenidae. The transcript has 3 exons.